AUGCUGUCGUUCCACGAGGAGGUGGUGGCGCAGCUGCACGAGGAGGGCGGGCUGGCGGUCCUGGGGGCGGGGCUGGGGCUGCACAAGGUGCUCGCGCUGCUCCUUCGCUACCACCACAUCACCAACGCCUCCUGCUCCCGCAGCCUCGGGAUCAUCGGCAGCAGUAGCAGCGGCGGCGGCGGCAGUAGCGGUAGUAGCGGCUUGGGUGGUUACAAUGGGCGGUUGAUGUUUGUGAUUGGGUUGGCGGAGGAGCAGAGGCAGGCAGUGCAGGAGGAGCUUGAGCUGCUGAACAGAGCUCCGGCCCUUCCCACAGCUCCUUUUGAGAACUCUCAAAAUGCGGCUUCCCGCUCCAGCCCGCCUGCUGCUACUCCCCGGGACAAUCUUGCAGCAGCAGGAUCAGGGUAUACUGUGCCUUUCAAGCAGGUGACCUCCCGCAUCCUCAUUGUCGACAUGCUCUCCGACCGAGUGCCUUUCAGUAAGCUCAAGGGUAUAGUGGUGGUGAACGCACACAGGGUCACUGACACAGGAGCAGAGGCCUUCAUCCUGAGGCUCUUCAGGGACACCAACAAACAGGGGUUUAUCUAUGCACUGUCAGACCGCCCCAACUCGCUCACUGCCGGAUUCCACAAGGCGGAGCGAAUCCUCAAGUCGCUCUUCCUGCGCCGCCUCUACCUGUGGCCGCGCUUCCAGGUCAGUGUGUCCCAGGCGUUGGAGCAGCACCCCCCACACGUGGAGGACGUGAGGGUGCCUCUCUCGCCGGCAGCAGCAGGCAUCCAGCAGGCGAUCGUUGACAUCAUGGGCUCGUGCCUGCAGGAUCUGCGCCGUACAAACAAGCUGGACGUGGACGAUCUGACGGUGGAGAGCGGCCUGUUCAAGUCGUUUGACGAGAUCGUGCGGCGCCAGCUGGAUCCCGUGUGGCACACACUGGGCCGCAAGAUCAAACAGUUGGUGGCCGAUCUGAGGACUCUCAGGAAGAUAGCAGAGCACUUGCUGCGCUACGACGCGGUCACCUUCCUGCGCUUCCUGGAUGCGCUCAAGGCGAGCGAAUCAAAGGCCGCCAUCUGGAUCUUUGUGGACCCCGCGCCCAAGAUAUUUGAGCUGGCCAAGCGGAGGGUGUAUCAGGUUGUGAGGUCAGCAGCAGUGGCAGUUCCACCGCCAGUGGCGGCACAUCAUGAGAAGCAACCAGCCAAGAAAAGAGCUUUGCGUGGAAAGGAGCAGGAGGGAAAGGGAGGCACGGGCGAGGAAAAGUACCGAGAGGGCGGGGAAAGGGGCACUGAUGAAGAAGGGCAGGGGCUGGAAGUGAGGGAGGAGGGAGGCAGAAGGGGGAGCGGGGAGGAGGGUGGGGUGGAGCUGCAGCCGGUACUGGAGGAGAUGCCCAAAUGGAAGGUGGUGCGGGUGAGUGAGAUAACGAAAGGCCCACUAGUAAGCCUAGAGUGGGAUGGUGGUGGUUUGGAGCUGCAGCCGGUGCUGGAGGAGAUGCCCAAGUGGACGGUGCUGUGGGUGAGUCUGAUGGCGUAG
Closterium sp. NIES-65 is the source of this 1518-nucleotide messenger RNA. NCBI's taxonomy places the organism in Eukaryota, Viridiplantae, Streptophyta, Zygnematophyceae, Desmidiales, Closteriaceae. The record is from the annotation of a GenBank genome assembly.